GCGGCUCGCUCCCUCCUUCGCGCUCUCUCGCUCUCCGCCGCCGCCCGCAGGGCUGCGGGGCUCGGAGGCAUCUCUCGGGCGCGGCCCGCUGUCCUCGCCCCUGCCUCCGGGCCGCUCCCGCCCCUGGCGCCGCUCGCUUCCCCCCACCCGGACUCCCCCAUGUAUGACGACUCCUACGUACCCGGGUUUGAGGACUCGGAGGCGGGUUCAGCUGACUCCUAUACCAGCCGCCCAUCUCUGGACUCAGACGUCUCCCUGGAGGAGGACCGGGAGAGUGCCCGGCGCGAAGUGGAGAACCAGGCUCAGCAGCAGCUCGAAAGGGCCAAGCACAAACCUGUGGCAUUUGCUGUGAGGACCAAUGUCAGCUACUGUGGUGUCCUGGAUGAGGAGUGCCCAGUCCAGGGCUCUGGAGUCAACUUUGAGGCCAAAGAUUUCCUGCACAUUAAAGAGAAGUACAGCAAUGACUGGUGGAUCGGGCGGCUAGUGAAAGAGGGCGGGGACAUCGCCUUCAUCCCCAGCCCCCAGCGCCUGGAGAGCAUCCGGCUCAAACAGGAGCAGAAGGCCAGGAGAUCCGGGAAUCCUUCCAGCCUGAGUGACAUUGGCAAUAGACGCUCCCCUCCUCCAUCUCUAGCCAAGCAGAAGCAAAAGCAGGCGGAACAUGUUCCCCCAUAUGAUGUGGUACCCUCCAUGCGGCCUGUGGUGCUGGUAGGACCUUCUCUGAAAGGUUAUGAGGUCACAGACAUGAUGCAGAAGGCUCUCUUUGACUUCCUCAAACAUAGGUUUGAUGGCAGGAUCUCCAUCACUCGCGUCACAGCUGACCUCUCUCUGGCAAAGCGAUCUGUGCUCAACAAUCCCGGCAAGAGGACUAUCAUUGAGCGCUCCUCCGCCCGGUCCAGCAUUGCUGAAGUACAGAGUGAGAUCGAGCGCAUAUUCGAGUUGGCCAAAUCCCUGCAGCUAGUAGUGUUGGAUGCUGACACCAUCAACCACCCAGCUCAGUUGGCCAAGACCUCACUGGCCCCCAUCAUCGUCUUCGUCAAAGUAUCGUCACCCAAGGUACUCCAGAGGCUCAUCCGCUCCCGGGGGAAGUCACAGAUGAAGCACCUGACUGUACAGAUGAUGGCGUAUGACAAGCUGGUUCAGUGCCCACCAGAGUCAUUUGAUGUGAUUCUGGAUGAGAACCAGCUGGAGGAUGCCUGCGAGCACCUGGCUGAGUACCUAGAGGUUUACUGGCGGGCCACCCACCACCCAGCCCCUGGCCCUGGACUUCUGGGCCCUCCCAGUGCCAUCCCUGGACUCCAGAACCAGCAGCUGCUGGGGGAGCGUGGUGAGGAGCACUCACCCCUGGAGCGGGACAGCUUGAUGCCCUCGGAUGAGGCCAGCGAGAGCUCCCGCCAAGCCUGGACAGGAUCCUCACAGCGUAGCUCCCGCCACCUGGAAGAGGACUAUGCAGACGCUUACCAGGACCUGUACCAGCCUCACCGCCAACACACCUCGGGGCUGCCUAGUGCUAACGGCCAUGACCCUCAAGACCGGCUCCUAGCCCAGGACUCGGAGCACAACCACAAUGACCGGAACUGGCAGCGCAACCGGCCUUGGCCCAAGGAUAGCUACUGACCGCCUCCUGCUGCCCUACCCUACCCUGGCAGGCACAGGCGCAGCUGGCUGGGGUGCCCACUCCAGGCAGGUUGGAGGUAGACUGGCAUUAGGCUGGCACUAGGCUCAGCCCCCACAACCCCCUGCCCAGCCCCAGCUCUAGGGCUGCCUGUAGUCCCAAGGUUCUGGGAGAAACAGGGAGCCCCCUCACCUUCUGGGCACAGUGACUCCCCUAGGCUCCUAUUCCAGGUACUAGCAGUGUGUUCUGCACCCCUGGCACCUUCCUCUCCUGCACAAGAAGCUGUCCCAUUGGGCAGUGCCCUCAGGCCAGGAUCCCCUCGGUAGGGGCCUUCCCACAGACUCAGGGAAGGGAUGCCUCCUCAAAGUGACAAGAAGGUGGGGUAUGGGCAGUAUGGCAUGAGGGAGAAACAAGGUCCUUGAGCAGGCACAGGUCCUAAUAGUCAAGGGACUCGGGGGCUGUGUUUUGCGGUCUGAGGCCUCCACUCACCUCACUGCCACAUGUUAGAAAUGAGACAACCGAAGCCCACCAGGGUGGCUCCCGUCUGAAAGCUGCAGUGGGCAUCCACACACAAGACUGGAGCAGCAGGCAGGCUAGGCUGG
Messenger RNA from Tupaia belangeri chinensis (Chinese tree shrew), 2214 nucleotides. RefSeq names its product calcium voltage-gated channel auxiliary subunit beta 3 (gene CACNB3). NCBI's taxonomy places the organism in Eukaryota, Metazoa, Chordata, Mammalia, Scandentia, Tupaiidae. Gene Ontology annotation, biological process: calcium ion transmembrane transport. The coding region runs from base 160 to 1614 and encodes 484 amino acids. The record is from RefSeq and is a predicted model, not a curated record. Gene Ontology annotation, cellular component: voltage-gated calcium channel complex. The transcript has 13 exons. Gene Ontology annotation, molecular function: voltage-gated calcium channel activity; protein binding.